CCUCCUCCUCCCCUCCUUCCCCGGUGCCGCGGCUUUUUGCUGCUUUCCCGGUUUUUUUAUUUUAUUUUUAUUUUUUUUUUUGGUUUUUCUUCGCCCUCCCCUCUCUCCUUGCCGGAGCUCGGUGCCGGCAGCAAGGGGCAGAGGCGGGGAUGGGGUGGCCCGGAGCCCCCAGCCCUCCCGGCCGCCCCGCUGCGCAUCCCCGCCCCGGCCGGGGGCACCCGGGGGCUCUGCCCCGCCGCCAGCCUCGGCUCCUGCCCUGAACCCCCUUUUUUUUUUUUUUUACUAUUUUCAUUUUUUGGGGGGCGAGAGGCGGGGCUCCGUCCCCUCUCACUUUGUUUUUCCCCCCCUUUUUUCUCUCUUUAUUUUUUUUUCCCCUCUCUUUUUGCCCCCCCCCCCUCCCGUCUCCUCCUCGGGGGCAUCUCCGCAGCCAUGGGGCUGCUCCGGGGGGGCCCUCGCGGGGCGGGCGAGCGGCUGUAACCCCCCGGGGAGGGGCCAGACGGACACACAGCCAGGGCAAAGGGCUCGGGCAGGGGGUGGGAGAUGGCCCCCCGGAGCCGCGGGCGGCUGCAGAGGAGCUACGUGGUGGGCAUCUGCUGCCUGGUGCUGCUGGAGCCCGGCCGGGCGUGGGGCGCAGAGCCCAGCCCGGGGGGGCCCGGGGAAAAAAGCAGCAACGGGAGCCAGGCACCGGCCCUGGAGGACACGGCCCCCGCGCCCACCGAGCCCAGCCCGGGGGGGGACCGCUGCAGGGGCUACUACGACGUGAUGGGGCAGUGGGACCCCCCCUUCAACUGCAACGCGGGCAUCUACCAGUACUGCUGCGGGACCUGCGGGUACCGCUUCUGCUGCCAGUUCAAGCCCGGGCGGCUGGACCAGAGCGGCUGCUCCAACUACGACACCCCCAACUGGGUGAACACCGGGCAGCCCCCCGCCCGGGUGGACGAGCCCCCCGUGGACCCGGCGCGGGACAGGACCAACAUGAUCGUCUACAUCAUCUGCGGCGUGGUGGCCCUCAUGGUGCUGGUGGGCAUCUUCACCAAGCUGGGCCUGGAGAAGGCGCAGGGCCCCCCCACCGAGAUGACCGUCUCCAGGACGCUCACCGACCUGCUGAAGCAGCCAGGCCACGGCCCCUCCGAGCACAUCGACGGGCUCAUGGGCAGCGUGCAGGUGCAGCUGGGCGAGGGGCUCGCCCGGGGGUCCCCCCGCAGCAGCGCAGACAAGCUGCCCCUGAACAACGCGGUGGCCUCUGCCAGCGUCCCCCCGCUGGGGCGGCCCCACAGCCACGGCAAGCGCCUGCCCCCGACGGCUCCCAGCUACAGCACCUACGCCACGCUGACGGCUGGAGAGAGCAUCCCUGAGGACUUCUACAGGCAUUUUGGGGGGCCGGAGGUGCCCCCCCCCAGCACCCUGCCCUUCCCGCACGCCGAGGGGCCGGGGCUACCCGAGGGCUGCCCCCCGCUGGGGGCCACCAAGACCAAGGGCCCCCCCAACCCGUCGGGGGGCUGGGAGGGGGGCCCUCACCGCGGCCCCCGCCGGCCAGGCCCUGCCACCCCGCUGUAUGGGCAGAGCUCGCGGCACCUGGCCACCAACAGCAAGACCGAGGUCACUGUCUGAUGCCAGCCGGCGAGGAGGUGACACCGUGGCCGAGGAGAGGAGUUGGGACCGGUCUCAGCCCACCACGAGGACGGGCAAUGGACUCCAGGCAGCGGGACCCGGUGCUGCCCACGGGCACCCCUUCCCCACGGCCCCGGCCUCCCCCUUGGUAAUAAACACGUUGAGGUGUA
Anas platyrhynchos (mallard) is the source of this 1781-nucleotide messenger RNA. It is a transcript of the gene SHISA8, whose product is annotated as shisa family member 8. Gene Ontology annotation, cellular component: postsynaptic density; AMPA glutamate receptor complex; postsynaptic membrane. The record is from RefSeq and is a predicted model, not a curated record. NCBI's taxonomy places the organism in Eukaryota, Metazoa, Chordata, Aves, Anseriformes, Anatidae. Gene Ontology annotation, biological process: regulation of AMPA receptor activity; regulation of short-term neuronal synaptic plasticity.